Messenger RNA from Paramecium pentaurelia, 4789 nucleotides. Lineage: Eukaryota; Ciliophora; Oligohymenophorea; Peniculida; Parameciidae. The record is from the annotation of a GenBank genome assembly.
AUGUCUUCCACUUUAAAAAAGUUGGGUAUUGAAUUUAAGGAAUUACCAUAAUCUCAAGUAGAUGAAGCAAUCUAUUCUAUUCAAACUAUGAGACUUGAAUAAAUUUUAAUAUCAGAAGGAGAAAUAUUUGAUUGGCAAAAUUUAUUGAAUCGUCCAGAUUUAGUAAGCUUAAAGUAUCCUGAAAAAUUAGGAACUUUGAUAAUGUAGGAUGAAAAGGAAUCAAGUAACUCAUUCUUUAUAUUUGAUAUCAAUAAUCCAUUAAGGAUAAAAGUUAUUGCAACAAUAAAAUCAAAGUAUAUAUAUAUAUAUUCUAAUUAAGGAAAUAUCAAUAAACAUUUUUAAUAGUAGCAAUUAUUGGGAUUGUACCUUUUUGUAUGGAAGACUCUAGAAUAAGUUAAGGAAUAGAAAUCAUUAUUAAUUUAAUAUUAGGAAUUGAUAUCAUCUUAAAAUCAAUAGCAAAUGGAUUUAUUUUAAGUAAAAAAUCAUAUCUUAAAAAUAUUUGGAAUUCCUUAAAUUUUAUAGCAUUUCUUUUUACAUGGUGUUUGUUUUUAGAUGAUUCAUAAAUUUCAGAAAUAAUAAAAACAAUAAGAUUCUUAAGAAUCUUUAGAUUUAUAGAGGAAGUCUCAAUUUUAAAGAUAUAAUUUAAUGCUUAUGUUGGAAGUUUUUUAAGAGUAAAGCCAGUCUUAAUACCUAUAUUUUUGGUUAUGAUAUAUUUUUCUAUUAUUGGUUUACACUUAUUUAUAGGUUUAACAGAAAGAAGAUGUCGUUUAACACAAUAUCCUAUAGAUGAUAUAUGGAUAGCAGAUCCCAAUAUAUAAAAAUUAUGUGGAAUAUGGGAAUGUCCAGAAAAUACUUAUUGUGGAAGUCUUUUAGAUUAUGAUCUUCCAAGAAAUGAAACAGAAAAUGAUUUAGAAGCAUUUAAUUGGAAUUUUACAAGAUUUGAUGAUUUUUUUCAUUCAUUAUUAGUUGUCUUUACAUUUUUAAAUGUGACUGGUUGGUCUGGAACAACAUUUAUGGUAAAAAUUAAUAACAUUUUUAGUUUUGGAAAGCUAUGACAACAUAUGUAACUGCAACAUAUUUUUUAAUUAUGAUUUUAUUAAUGGCUUUUAUUCUUUCUAAUUUGUUAUUAGCAUUGUUUUAUGAAUCUUUUAUGGAAAAAUCAUCAAUUAAAAAUACUUAAAAAAAGUUAAAAUAAGAGUAAUAAUAGAUAGAGGAAGAAAUAAAGAAAAAAAAUCAAUAAUAAUUAAUAAAUCGUCUUAGUGUUAUUAGCAAACAAAAAGAGAAAGGAAAUUAAAUUUCUAAUUUUAGUAUUUAUUUUACAGAAGAAUAAAAUAUUAAUGUUAAAGAAGUUGAAUAAGAAUUGUUUAUUAAUAAAUUGUUAAAUUCUCCUAAAAUCUUAGUUUUAAAUACUUUAUUUAUUUUUAUUUCUGCCUUUGUUAUUGCCUAUGAUUAUGAUGGUAUUCCUUAAAUUUAGAAUUAGCGUUUAUAAUUAAUAGAUUUUAUUUGCAUACUUUAUACAUUUUUUGAGAUUACAGUAUAAUUUUGUGGAAAAGGAAUCUAAGAUUUUUUUUCAAAGAGAAUUAAUGUUUUCGAUUUUUUGAUAAUUUUAUCCUAAUGGCUUUUAAUUUUCUAUUUAGUCAGUUUUAAUUAACCAUUAAUCUUUAAUGAUAAUAAAGAAAUUAUUUUUAUAAAAUCUCUUAAAAUUUUAAGAAUAUUUAAAUCAUUAUUUUUUGCUAAAGUGUUUUACACUAUUGCAGUAUUAAUAAGAUCAUUGAUUAGUACUUUAAUUGCUCUUAAGAAAAUACUAUUUUUAUGGAUUUGUCUAAUAUUUUUAAUGUCAAUAUUUGGUAAGCAUUUAUUAUAAUACAAAAUGUCUGAAUAAAACAUGACUAUAUAUUAUAAUGAUUUAGGAUCUUCUAUAAUGGCUGUAGUUAAUAUAUUUUAUAAUGAAGAAUGGCAUAUUACAAUGUAUAAAUAUGGAAGACACACUUAAGCAUCCAUAGUAUUUUAUAUAAUUUGUGUGAUAUUUGGACAAAUAUUCUUUAUUAGAUUAUUAACAGCUGUAUUUUUAAAUGAAUUUAGUUUACAUAUUGAAAGUGUAUAAACAAGUUUAAAACCAAUAGAUUAUAAAAAGCUAUUUUCAAAAAAGAAAAUAUAGGUUGAAAAAAAAGAAUAGAAAUUGGAAUUAUAAUAAAAUAAAUAAGAAAAAAGAAAGGAAAAAAAGAGAGAAUCUACUUAUUUAAAGGAAUUAAGAGUAAUUGGAUAAAAGAAGAAAACUAAUUCAAUGAUAAAUUAAUUAUAAGGUUAAGCUUCAUUUUAAAAUCUUGAUGAAUUUUUGAACCUUUUUUAAGAUAAUUAAUAAUAAGAAAGUAAAAUAUAAGUAAUUAAAUCUGAUAAUGCCUUAAAAUAAUAAGAAUAUGAAAAUAAGACAUUGUUUAUAUUUUCUGAAAAAAAUCCACUUAGGAUUCGUGUUAAGUACUUUAUUGAAAAUUUACCAUUUAGAGUAUUUCUAAUUAUUUUAGUUUUAAUAUGUGUUAUAAGAACUAUGUUAUUAACUCCAUUUUUAAGUCCUGAAUCUGAUUUGUUUGCAAUUUUAAAAACAAUCCAUACUGUUAAUACAAUUUUAUUUUGCAUUUAAAUUUUCUUAAACAUUGUUUCUGAUGGUUUAAUUAUUGGAGAGGAUUCAUAUUUAUAAAAAUCACCUUAUAAUGCAUUAAAUUUCAUAAUUACAACUAUAGAUAUUGUAGCUAUCUUUAAUUAUAAUUAAUUAAUAUUUAAUCUCUUUUCUAGUUUAAGAAUUUUAGAAUUUAUAAGAAUAGGAGCAGAAUUAAAUUAAAAUAUAAAUUAUGUAUCUUAAGCAUUAAUGAAGGCUUUUUAGACAAUGAUUCAAUUAAGUAUAUUUUGUUUUGUGAUUCUUCUUGUAUAUGGAAUAUUUGCAACAAAGUUAUUGAAGGGUUGUCUAUAUUAUUGUUCAAUAUCAAUUGAAUUAUAAGAUAAAGUACAGGAUAAAUGGGAUUGUAUGGAUAAUGGUGGUUCAUGGAUAAAUAAAAUAUUAGGAUUUGAUAAUGUAUUUGAUAGUGCUUUAACUUUGUUUGUCACUGCAACAACAGAAGCAUGGCUACCUAUUUUAAUAGAUACAUGGAGUUCAAGAGGAAAAGAUCUUGCUCCUAUUAACAAUCAUAAUAGAUGGUGGGCAGUAUAUUUUUAAGUGUUUUUUUUUAUUGGAAAUAUUUGUAUGUUAAAUAUGUUUAUCAGUUUGGUUGUGAAUACAUAUUAGGAAACUAAAAUAAAAGCUUAAGGUAUGUCAGAAUUAAAUGGUAAUCAAAGAGAAUGGUUGUAAAUUAAAAAUAGUAUACAUAAUCUUACUCCAAGAGUUAAUUAUGAAUUACCUAAAAAUAAGUUAAUGAUGUUAUUUUAUUAUUUUGCUGAAAGUAAGAAAUUGAAAUACUUUUGGCAUUCAAUUAUUGCAUUAAAUACAAUAAUUUUAUCAUUAUUUUAUACAAGAUAAAAUGAAAUAUUUAGAAAUAUAUUAAUAGAAAUUAAUUAAUAUUGUAUAUUGAUAUCUGCAGUUGAAAUUUGUGGAAGAUUUAUAGUAAAAUAGUGGAAACAGAGAGAUAUAUUUGUAAUAAUUGAUUUUUUUGGAAUAAUUUUAAAUCUUUUUGAUUUAUUUAUCUUACAAUAAUUGUCUGAUAAUUUUUAUGUUCUUAGAACUUGCAGAGCAGUCUCAGUAGCAUUUUAAUUAUUAAGAAACUACUAUAUAAUUAGGUAAUGAUCUAUUUAUUUUGUAGACGUUUUCCAGAAUUAGAGAAAUUAUUCAAUACAAUAUUUUCAGUUAUCCCUUCUGCUUUAGCAAUGAUAUUUAUUAUGGCUUUAUUUCUUUAUAUAUAUGCCUCUUUGGGAAUGGAUCUAUUAGGAUAUUUAAGACCAUAAAAUUAUAUUGAAGGGUUUGAUCUUCAUUUUAGAAAAUUUACAACAGCUAUGUUUUCAUUAAUCAGAGUAGCUAGUUCAGAAUAAUGGUGGGCUUUAUUAGUUGAUUCAGUUCACACAAGAACACCAGAUUUUGCAUGUAUUUACAUUAAGGAUUAUUAUGAUUAUUAAGAACAUGGUUUUAAUGGAUGUGGUACAUAUUGGGCAUAUGCUUACUAUAUUUCUUUCCAUCUUAUAUUUUCCUUAGUCAUACUUAAUUUAUUUAUAGCCUCUAUACUAGGUGCAUAUGAAGAGCAUGUAAAAUCAGAAUAGAGUGCAAUAUCUAAAUAUCAAUUACAUGAUGUAUUGAAUUAUUGGGCAUAAUAUGAUCCAAAAGGAACAGGAUUCCUUAAUUAUAAAUAAUUUUGGAAGUUAUCUUCGGAAAUUGCUAUCUGUUUUGGAGUUCCAGUUAAAGAACUUUUAGAUCCUGCCAAUAAAACUAAUUUUCUAAGAGCUUUAAAUAUUCCACUUUAUGAAGAUGAAUAGGGACUUAUGGGAUACUUAUUUCAUGAUGUUAUAGUUAGUCUAACUAAAUUAUCUGUUGAAUUAAAAUAUGGAGUAAAAGAGUAUAUAAAUUCUAAUAAUUAUUAGUUUGGAAUCGAGUUCAUAUAAAGGCAAGGACUUUUUUCAUGAUUAUCAUAAAUUCUUUAAGAAAACACCAUAUAAUAGUGGUUAGAUGUCAAGUAUUAUUUUUAUCUAAGGAAAAAUAAGAACAAUAAGAAAUAGAAAAAAAGGAAUUAAAUUUCUUGAUAUUGAAGCACUUAAAAAGGAACUUUAAAAUCAAAAUGAUGCAGAAAGAAGUGCAUAAUAUAAUGAAAAUUGA